AUGAUUCUUGGGUUAAAAACUAAGAAGAAAAACCGCGUCUCGGAUCAGGAUCAUUACGUUGUAUGUGUUAAGGAGAUUAGUCCUUGGGCACCAUUGCAAGCUUCGCCCUUGCCUCAGUCUAUAUUGCUUCAAUGGGAUAAUGGUAAUAAGAAUUCUGGGUCCUUGGUUUCUUGUAAUAGGAAUGGAAAAAUCGAGUUUGGCGAAUCUUUCGGGCUUCCGGUGACUUUAUCUCCGGAAUCAUUUCGUAGGAGCAGCCACCGUGAUAGGUUCCCAAAGAACUACUUGGAGUUCUACUUGUACGAGCCUCGAAGGGACAAAAAUGCAAAGGGUCAUCUUUUAGGAUCUGCUGUUGUAAACCUUGCUGAUUAUGGGGUUAUCAGGGAAACUAUAAGCAUUAGCACUCCUAUUAACUUGAAGAAGAGUUCAAAGAUAAGGAUCGCAGGCCAACCAAUUCUUUAUUUUAAUAUCCGGCCAUUUGAUAAAGGCAGCUCCAGCUCGUCACCAGGAGGCAGCUCUCCAAAUGAACUGUCAUUUGUCAAGGAUGGGAGCAGCUCAUUUUCUGAAUCGAUAAAUGUAGAAACUGAGAGUGCCCCUUUAACUGAUGAUGAUGAUCUUUCCUUACAAUCAUCUCGGACUGUUUCUUCUUCUGUUUUCGAUCCUCGGAGGGAGUCAUAUAGUCAACUUGACAAGAUUGGAUCAGAACCAGUGGAUGGUGGGAUAACAAGGUCUGGGCUCGCUCUUCCUUCUGAUGGAACAUCUGCAAACCAGUUGAUGUCCUCCAAUUCAGAGAAUCUUGUAACUCAUCCUACGGGUAAAGUUUCAUCCUCGGAGGCAUGUGUUGCCAUUCCAGUAGAUAUGAACUCAGAUCAUGUAAAAGAUAAAGACUCCCAAAGAAAAAUAGAGGGUGCUGGAAUAGCCUGGAGACAUGACCAAAGCCAUGUAGACAAAAAUUCAAGUAGUGAUUCACGUGUUGGUCUUUGGAAGGGAAAUGCUGAAAAGUCAUCAUGGGAAGAUGAGCUGGAUAGCCAGAUUUUAGGUCCUGAGGAAUAUUCUCUGCAGGAUAGGUUAGGUCUUAGACAAAAGAACUUGAAACCUGUUCAGUUGCAUGUUGACGAAGCUAAGAGUAAUGGACCCUCAAAGAUCCAGUUCACGGAGAGGGCGGAGGAUAAUUCUAUCCCUGAAAAGACUUCUAAUCGUACCACAAGUGAUAUACUUGAAAACUCAGUUUAA
Molecule: messenger RNA, 1230 nt
Organism: Hibiscus syriacus
Lineage: Eukaryota; Viridiplantae; Streptophyta; Magnoliopsida; Malvales; Malvaceae
Exons: 3
Coding region: 1-1230 (409 amino acids)
Source: RefSeq, a predicted model, not a curated record